AUGGUGAAGCAAUUUAUCUUUCCACUGCUCCCCUGCCCACCCUGCCUGUCUCCUGCCUCCAUCGCCCUGCCCAGUGGCCGCCAAAGUGGUGGUUCCGAUAUUGGUGUGCAAGGAGAGGGAGGUCCAAGCCAGGUCAAGCCAGAGGUACGGGUGCAGCGGCCGCAGGAGUGGGUUACCUUAGGGUCCAGCGUCAACCUCUCCUGCGUGGUGGACGGCUACCCGGAACCGCACGUCCAGUGGCUUAAGAGGAACAACGAAGUCCUCUCCUCAGGACCCUUCGUCUACCACCUGCCACACAAGUUACUCCGGGUGCAGAAGUACGCGCAAAAGGUUCAACACGUCAACACUUCCCGCCUCAUCAUGGUGCUGUCCAUCGCCAGCGUGCAAGAGGAUGACCUGCUGGAGUAUCGCUGCUCCGCCAACAACUCUGAGGGAUCGUCGAGGGCACACGUCAUUCUUUCCGAGACUCCCACGACCACAACCACCACCACCACCACCACUACCACCACCACCACAACCACCACCCCCUCUUCCACUACCACCAGCAGCAAGAGUGUUAUUGAGAAAGCGGAGGACAACCUAGUUUGGCCCAAGAGUAGAGAUGGCCGCAGGGAAGACUCUGGUCUCGCCUCUCGUCACACGUCCAGCUCCAUGUUGGCUUCUCUCAAGGACACAGCGAGGAACGCGUCAGCAGGCAGCGACGUGGGGGACGACCUGCUGGAGCGGCACAAUCAGCAGAGAAAGCAGGAGGGAGGCGAAAGACAGUUGAAGAAACAAUAUGAGAGAAAAAUGUAUCCCUAUGCCGGUAACUCUGCUGGCAUUAGUGGAAACCAGAAUUUUCCUGCCCUCAUUCCUCGCAUCUUCCUACUGCUCCUUCUAUACUUCAUGUUUUCCCCUUCCCUAAAUGGCUUUCCAUUCUGCUCUUCCUCUUCCUCCUCCUCCUCUUCUUCUUCUUCUUCUUCUUCCUCCUGCUCCUGUGUUUUCUCUUCCCAAUCAUCCGCAUGUUCGUCUCCCUCUGAUUUUUACUCUUCAAAUUCUCGAUCCUCCUCGUUCUUUUCUUUCCCCUCUUCCUCCUCCUCUUCCCCCUCCUCCAACUCCUCUUCCUUCUUCUUCUCCUCCUCCUCCACCUCUUCCUCCUCUUUCCUCCUACUCCUCGUCCUCUUCGUCCCUCUCCGUCUUCCUCGCGACAAGAAAAGGUCAGCAAGGACUUCGGAGGUGAAGCAAAAUUGCCAGAAAACAUUAUAGAGGAAACUAAUAGAGAAGAAAAUCAUAGAGAUUCAUUAGAGUGAAAAAUACUCAGUGAAAAUGUUUGAAUUGAAAUUAGUGGAGCAAGGAAUUCUGGGUCAAAAAAUAGGAAUCGUUGAAAAUUUAUGAGUAAUAGAAAAAUAUAUAAGAAAAAAAGAUCGCACAAUUGAAAAUGAAUUAAAGAAAGUGUGACAGAAAGUGAAGAGACUAAGAAAAAAACAAAGUGGAAAUUACAGACCGUAAAAAUAAUGGAUAUGUAGCUGCGAGUUAAAUUCCCGGAAAUACAAUGAAAAUAUAUCAACAUGAAAGUAGAAACGGUGCAGUGUCUUUAUAUAAAGGAAGGGAAGUGUGCCGGGCGGGGGGAGUGUGACGGGCGCUGUUGACGCCCUAUCAGAUAUCAAUCAGUCAGUCAUUCAAGAGUCAUUCAGUCAGCUCGCUACUCCGUCAUGCUACAAGUCAGUCAGUCAGUCAAUCAUUCAGUCAGUCAGUCAGCAAGUCAGUGAGUCAGUCAGUCAGUUUCUCUCUAGCUUUUCCUGCCUCACAUCCUUUCUCAUGCUCAUUCUCUCUUUCUUUCUCGCUCUGCCUAAGUUUACUUCCAUGGAUUUUGAAGUCGACAGAAAAUGCAAUUAUUUUUUCCAUACUUCCAUUUCUAGUUCCUAUGUUCCUUUGAGUCAACGGCACACGGAUUUCCUAGAGAUGCAAAUGAACCAGUGUUUUUCGUUUUUGUUCUCUUUCAAUCUACGUAUUGGUUUUCAAAAAGGCAUGAUUUUUAAUUCCCUGGGUAUAUGAAAGAAAAAAUGACAGGUUCAUGUUAAAUCACGGAAAGAAUGAAUGAAAAAAAAUGUACACGAGGAAUAAUGAGCAGCAAAGUAAAUCAGGUCUACAAACAGCUACUCGCUUAUAGAACCCCCGAGUACCAGCUCCGAAUUGCUCAAGAUCCAGUUAUUUCGACGCCUUCUUCCACGCUCGUUCUUUCCUUCCUUUAACCUGCCCCACCCAGACAGCCAGCCAUCCAAGCCAGCCAACCAAGCUACCCAGGCCACGUGCUGGGGCUCCUGUUGUUGGACAGGACGGAACGAGGCGGCAAGGGGCAGGGCGAGGCGGAGAGUCACUGAGGAAGGAAACGCGUCCAUCCACUACAUGACCACCAUGGCCGCCCAAAUAACGUCAAUGUACUAAAUGAAAGUAUCGGAAUGUGUUACUGUUGUUCUUGAUGUAAUGUUGUGGUGCGAUGAAGUGCUUAACAAUGACCUUGACUGAUACCUUAUUCUGAAUCUCCCUAAUGUAAGAAAAUAAAAAAAAAAGCAUGUCGAUGUACUUAUCCCACGAAGGUGUUGCUAUGAAAAUAAGUGUUCCCGAGUGCUCGUGUCUUCUGUAUUGCGGGUAAUCUCGCCUAUACGUCCAAUAUGCGUUUGGCGUGAGGUGAGGUGCAGGGAGGGAGGCAAGCUUGCGUUCCCAGGUGCUCAGUCAGAGGUGCUCAAGACUCCUCCUUCCCCCGUGGACACAACAUUGCUGCUCACCACAUCACGCUCAAAAAGGUGAUAAGGAAUGUAAAAAAAAAAAAUAAUAAAUAAUAAUA
Molecule: messenger RNA, 2824 nt
Organism: Portunus trituberculatus (swimming crab)
Lineage: Eukaryota; Metazoa; Arthropoda; Malacostraca; Decapoda; Portunidae
Exons: 7
Coding region: 1-1245 (414 amino acids)
Source: RefSeq, a predicted model, not a curated record